AAGAAGUGUGGAUAAUGUGGAGAGAGAGUUGUGUGAGAGAGAGAUCAGAAGAAAAGAAAAAAGUAUUAGCCAAAAGGGCACACACAAGAUUAACUGAAAAUGGCUGCUACCUCUACCUCUACCUCUAUCAACAUCUUCCCAUUUCCCUCCUAUCAAAUUGUUAGAAGUAAAACAAAAUCGUCACCCAACAUUACUGUUCCUUUUGCUGCACUGCCAACAUCUAAUUUGCUGCCCAAAAGAUGCCAGAAGUGUGGAGGUAAAGGGGCCAUUGAUUGUCCUGGAUGUAAGGGAACGGGAAAGAAUAAGAAAAACGGAAACAUCUUCGAGCGUUGGAAAUGUUUUGAAUGUCAAGGAUUUGGAUUGAAGAGUUGUCCUCAAUGUGGAAAAGGAGGUCUCACUCCAGAACAAAGGGGAGAAAGAUAAAUGCAUACAACAACAGCUCCUUUAUAAUAAACCCUUUAUAUAUCUAUACAUAUACUUUGAAUUUUGUAUUUUUUCCUGAUGUAAUCAUGUAUCUCACAAGGUUUCUAAUUUAUAUUACAUUUUUGUAUAUUAAA
Cucumis melo (muskmelon) is the source of this 557-nucleotide messenger RNA. Its product is annotated as protein PHOTOSYSTEM I ASSEMBLY 2, chloroplastic. The transcript is spliced from 3 exons. Bases 100 to 423 code for a protein of 107 amino acids. The record is from RefSeq and is a predicted model, not a curated record. NCBI's taxonomy places the organism in Eukaryota, Viridiplantae, Streptophyta, Magnoliopsida, Cucurbitales, Cucurbitaceae.